AUGGCGACCGCCGCAGAUGUCGUCUACAUGGCCGAACCACCCAUCGGCGAGGCUCGAUUUGCAGCUAAGACCGUGGGCAUCGACUUGAUUAUCACUUCAAUGGUCAUGAGCCUUGCCUUCUUAGCUACAGGAAUGGAAAUGAUCGAUCUAGGCGUUACAUCACAUUUCUGGCAGGUGACUUACGCAGAUUAUAACCCCGGGUUUCUCAUUAUACGAGCUACUGAUGUUGUACUGGCGAAACUCUCCCUCUUGUUCCUCUACCUGCGGUUGUCUCCCGAUCGAAGCUCUCGAAUCAUCGUCACAAGUCUCAUCGGAAUUGUCAUCGCUUAUUCUGUGGCCUAUCAACUGCUGAGCAUCUUCGGUUGUCGUCCAAUCUACGCAUCAUGGGACACAGAGGCACUGCAGACUGCCCACUGCGUCGACAAAGAGACUAUUUGUAUGAUCCUCAGCAUCGCAGAAAUCAUUAUGGACGUCGUCAUACUUCUGCUUCCGCUGAAAAUUGUCAUUCCACUUCAAAUGGCUCGAAGGCAGAAGGUUUCUGUCAUUCUAAUGUUCGCCACUGGGAUAUUGUGA
Colletotrichum tamarilloi is the source of this 573-nucleotide messenger RNA. RefSeq lists its product as uncharacterized. NCBI's taxonomy places the organism in Eukaryota, Fungi, Ascomycota, Sordariomycetes, Glomerellales, Glomerellaceae. The transcript is spliced from 5 exons. Bases 1 to 573 code for a protein of 190 amino acids. The record is from RefSeq and is a predicted model, not a curated record.